AUGAGUCGUAUCUAUUACCGGGGGGCCAGAGCUGCAAUUGUUUGUUAUGAUCUCACAGACUGCAGUAGUUUUGAAAGAGUGAAGUUUUGGGUAAAUGAACUGCAGAAUUUUGAAGAGAAUUGUCGGAUUUAUAUUUGUGGCACAAAGGUCGACCUAAUCGAAAAUGACAAGAAUAGACGGCAAGUUGAUUUCCAUGAUGUUCAAGAUUACGCAGAUGAGAUUAAAGCCCACCUUUGUGAGACAUCUAGUAAAACAGGACACAGUGUAGGUAAGGACAUGUUCUUUAAUUCAAUACGUGUAUCACUUUGCUUUCAUCAACACUUUAUCUAUGACACUUUAACAGCUUGCCUACAAGGGACUUAUACCCCCUUCCUGUCCAGGCCAAUUUCCAGCUUUCAGCGCUGUCACACUUUGAAUGACAAUUGCGCGGUCAUGCAACACUGUACCCAUAUGAAAGUUUUAUCAUUUUUUUGUGACAGAUAG
Messenger RNA from Staurois parvus, 483 nucleotides. The record is from the annotation of a GenBank genome assembly. Lineage: Eukaryota; Metazoa; Chordata; Amphibia; Anura; Ranidae.